GAAUGCCCACACAUCCUCACUUUUCAUACGAGUGAAAACAGGUGCGCUCUCCUCCAUCAUCUCAGUCACUGUUGCCAUAGCAACCCUCUCCACAGCAUCAGCGUCAUCCCCGCGAGCAGCAAGUGGUCCCCACCUCAGAGAAAAACUGCGGGGCACUUUUCAUUUUGACUCAUCUUUCUGAUGAAUAGACACCGGCGUUAUCUCGAACCCACCUUAGGCAGAAAUUUAAAGGGAAGUUACGUCGUCUCUAAAAUGAAAAGGCAUACAAUGUCUCAUUAUGUUUCGCAACGUCUCUCAGGGAACUUAAUACGUCUUUGCAUUUUGAUUAGCUCUAGGCUGAAAGCAAAGAAUUGUUCCAGACAAUAGUUGGCUUUGUUGCAGCCAUUUUGAAGUGUUUGACUGCGUUUUGAAGUGUGUGACUUUUCUUCUCUUCUCUAGGAUGCAGUAAACACCCUCAUCGAUCCAUAAAGGGGCUUUUCUUACGGACUCUCAGUGUUACAGAACCUCGGGAGAUGUAUGGCAGCGCGCGCGCCGUCGGCCACAUCGAGGGCAGCCCUGCUCGCUCGCCUCGGCUGCCCCGCUCUCCUCGGUUGGGCCACCGUCGAGCCAACAGCGGCAGUUCGGGCGGCAAGACCUUAUCCAUGGAGAACAUCCAGUCCCUCAAUGCCGCCUACGCAACAUCUGGCCCCAUGUACUUAAGUGACCAUGAAGGCGUCGGAUCCACUGCUACUUACCCUAAAGGCACCAUGACGCUCGGUCGGGCGACGAGUCGAGCCAUGUACGGCGGUCGGGUCACGGCUAUGGGGAGCACCCCUAAUAUCGCAACGGCGGGACUCCCGCACGCCGACCUGCUGUCUUACGGCGAUCUGGGCUCACUGUCUAUGCUCCACCACCAGGGGACGCCGUCGGCCCUGCUCCGACAGGCGGUAAGGGGCGGUGGAGGUGAACUUUUGGAGCUCCAGGCGCAGCUACGGGACAUGCAGAGGGAAAACGAGUUGCUUCGGAGGGAGCUGGACCUGAAGGACAGCAAGUUGGGUUCUUCCACGAAUAGCAUCAAGAGCUUCUGGAGCCCAGAGCUGAAGAAAGAACGCGUGAUGAGGAAAGAGGAGGCGGCGCGCACUUCGAUCCUUAAAGAACAGAUGCGGGUGACCCACGAGGAGAAUCAGCACCUGUUGGACGCCAGGAGGACAAAGCACCUCCAACUGACCAUCCAGGCCCUGCAGGAUGAGUUAAGGACCCAACGCGACCUCAACCAUCUUCUCCAGCAGGAGAGCGGAUCGCGGGCCAGCGGCGGUGAGCACUUCACCACCAUCGAGCUGACCGAAGAGAACUUCCGCCGGCUCCAAGCUGAACAUGACCGUCAGGCCAAAGAGCUCUUCCUCUUGAGGAAGACACUGGAAGAGAUGGAGCUGAGGAUUGAGACGCAGAAACAGACGCUGGGAGCUAGAGACGAGUCCAUAAAGAAGCUGCUAGAGAUGCUGCAGAGUAAAGGGCUUCCCCCAGCCUCAGGGAGAGCAUCGGAUGAGGAAGAGCAAGAACGAGCCAGGCGUAUCGCAGAGGCUGAAGCUCAGCUGGGCCACCUAGAGGUGAUAUUAGACCAGAAGGAGAAGGAAAACAUCCAUCUGAGAGAGGAGCUUCAUCGGAGAAACCAACUUCACCCAGACCCUGGAAAAACUAAAGCUCUUCAGACUAUCAUAGAGAUGAAGGAUACCAAAAUUGCAUCUCUGGAACGCAACAUUCGGGACCUGGAGGAUGAGAUACAGAUGUUGAAGGCGAAUGGAUUGCUGAACACAGAGGAUCGAGAGGAAGAGAUUAAACAGAUGGAGGUCUACAAAAAUCACUCCAAGUUUAUGAAGACCAAGAUUGACCAGCUCAAGCAGGAGCUCUCGAAAAAAGAGUCAGAGCUUUUAGCUCUGCAAACAAAACUGGAAACUCUAAAUAAUCAGAAUUCAGACUGUAAACAGCAUAUUGAAGUGCUCAAAGAGUCCCUGACUGCCAAAGAGCAACGUGCUGCCAUCCUACAAACAGAGGUGGACGCUCUUAGAUUGCGUCUGGAGGAGAAGGAAUCUUUCCUUAAUAAGAAGACAAAGCAACUGCAAGACUUGACCGAGGAGAAGGGAACACUAGCUGGGGAAAUCAGAGACAUGAAAGACAUGCUGGAAGUCAAAGAACGCAAGAUAAAUGUCCUGCAGAAGAAGAUUGAGAACCUUCAGGAGCAGCUGAGGGAUAAAGAUAAACAGCUCGGGAAUCUUAAGGACAGAGUGAAGUCUCUCCAGACGGACUCCAGCAACACUGAUACUGCCCUCGCUACGCUAGAAGAAGCCCUGUCUGAGAAGGAGCGAAUUAUCGAGCGCCUGAAAGAGCAAAGAGAGAGGGAAGACCGAGAGAGAAUGGAGGAGGUGGACUCAUAUAAAAAAGAGAAUAAAGACCUGAAAGAGAAGGUCAACUCUUUGCAGCUGGAGCUAACGGAGAAAGAGUCGAGUCUCAUAGAUUUAAAAGAACACGCCUCCUCGCUGGCCUCGUCGGGUCUCAAGAAAGACUCCAAACUCAAGUCACUCGAGAUCGCAAUUGAGCAGAAGAAAGAGGAAUGCAGUAAACUGGAGACACAGUUGCAAAAGCAAGCAGAGCAGCUGUUCAGUCAAAUGAACAAUCCCAAGGCUCAUGAAGUGGAGGUGCAGCAAAGCUCACGUGGAAACCCUGAGUAUGUGGACCGGGUCAAACUUCUGGAAAAGGAGGUGUCCUUCUACAAAGAGGAGUCCGGCAAAGCCCAGGCCGAGGUCGAGAGGUUACUGGAGAUCCUGAGAGAGGUGGAGACGGAGAAAAAUGACAAGGAUAAGAAGAUCGCAGAACUGGAAAGGCAAACCAAGGAUCAAAAUAAAAAGGGCCCAGGCAUCAAGCUUGGCCCUCAGAUGGACAAGAAAGGCCCUGGGAAUAUCUUACAAGACCAACGCAAGGAUAAUCCAAUGGACAACCCAAAGGUGUGUGGGUUUUUAUAUUUAAAGGCUUUAAAUAAACCGAAAACAAGAAAAACAAAAUGUUUUCUCUUUAUUGUCUUUUACGUUUUCAUUAUUUCACAGAUGGAGGAGUUGAUGAAUGUUUUGGAGAAGACAAGGCAGGAGCUGGAUGCAACUAAGCAGCGUCUGUCCUCCACCCAACAGUCUCUGGCUGAGAGAGACGGCCAUCUGACCAACCUCCGACAAGAGCGCAGAAAACAGCUCGAGGAGAUCUUGGAGAUGAAACAACAGGCUCUGCUUGCUGCUAUCAGUGAGAAGGAUGCUAACAUUGCUUUGCUGGAGCUGUCCUCCUCCAAUAAGAAGAAGACACAAGAGGAAGUGCUGGCCCUGAAAAGAGAGAAGGACAGACUGAUGCAUCAGCUCAAACAACAGACACAGAGCAGGAUGAAACUGAUUGCCGACAACUACGAGGACGACCAUUUUCACCCUCACGCUCCGCCACCCCACAUGCAACCUCAACCCCUUCAUCCUCAACCCCAACCCCAGCCACAGUACCCGCAGCCCCAACACCCCCACCAGCCUCCUUACCCACACGCGCCCCAUCCCCAACACCCACAGCCUCCUCCCCACCACCCUCAACACCCGCAGCAGCCGCCCCAGCCUCAAUAUCCCCACCCGCAACACCCCCAGCAUCCUCAACCGCCCGGCCCACACCAGCACCCACCUAGACCCCAGCCGCCCCACACUCAGCACCCUCAACACCCUCAACACCCACAUCCCGGGGUCCCUCCGCAGCAGCACCCCCAUGGACCACCGCCUCCGCAGGGCCCCCACCCUCAGCCCAUGCCACACCAACAGCAGCACCCCCAUCACCCUCAGCACCCCGGCCCGCAGGGCCCACACCCUCGACACCCUCCACCGCACCAUCGGGGUCCAGGCCGUGGACCACCUCAUCCCGGACACCGCCCCGCCCCAGACCAGGAUGAUGAAGAAGGAAUUUGGGCAUAACUAUUUCCAAACCAAAGCUAUGAUGUUGUUUUAUGGGUUCAGUCACUAAAGGAGGAGCACAGCCAUGCCAUACAGAUGAAAUUCGACAUUGUUCACUUGGCCAGUCUUUACCUACAAUCAGAUUCAUUCUUUUGGAUGGGGCCCCAUUUUUU
Messenger RNA from Labeo rohita (rohu), 4114 nucleotides. RefSeq names its product ELKS/RAB6-interacting/CAST family member 2. The transcript has 17 exons. Gene Ontology annotation, biological process: maintenance of presynaptic active zone structure; regulation of synaptic plasticity; neuromuscular synaptic transmission. NCBI's taxonomy places the organism in Eukaryota, Metazoa, Chordata, Actinopteri, Cypriniformes, Cyprinidae. Gene Ontology annotation, cellular component: cytoskeleton of presynaptic active zone. The coding region runs from base 513 to 3962 and encodes 1149 amino acids. The record is from RefSeq and is a predicted model, not a curated record. Gene Ontology annotation, molecular function: structural constituent of presynaptic active zone.